Molecule: messenger RNA, 1113 nt
Organism: Ceratosolen solmsi marchali
Lineage: Eukaryota; Metazoa; Arthropoda; Insecta; Hymenoptera; Agaonidae
Product: 1,5-anhydro-D-fructose reductase
Exons: 7
Coding region: 127-1050 (307 amino acids)
Molecular function (GO): oxidoreductase activity
Source: RefSeq, a predicted model, not a curated record
AUUUUAAUAGCAAUAUUUUCUAAUAGCUGUAUGUUCAAUUGAUUAUAUAUUUUGUAAUAUCCGGACGAGAAGAUUUGCUCACGUAAAUUUAUAAUUAAUUUAAUAAUAAUUGGUUUGGUAAUCAAGAUGACCAUUCCUACUAUAACAUUCAACGAUGGCUACAAAAUGCCCAUGUUUGGCCUUGGAACAUACAUGUCCAAGUCAGGAGAAGUAAGAGAGGCUGUAAAGUAUGCCAUUGAAAUUGGUUACCGACAUUUUGAUACGGCAGCGUUUUAUGAAAAUGAAAGGGAAAUUGGAAAUGCUAUUCGUGAAAAAAUUGAUGAUGGUAGUGUAACGAGAGAGGAUAUUUUCAUAACUACAAAAUUGUGGUGUAACAGCCAUAAAGAAAAUGAAGUAGUACCAGCGUGUAAAGAGUCCUUAAGGAACUUGGGUUUUGAUUAUGUAGAUCUUUACCUCAUUCAUUGGCCAUUUGCUUUUAAAUCAGGGGAUAAGUUUACUCCAAAAGAUGCUUCUGGGAAAGUAGAAUUUCAAGACACUGAUUAUCUUGAAACAUGGAGAGGAAUGGAAGAAUGCAAACGUCAGAAUCUUGCACGUAGUAUUGGUAUCAGCAAUUUUAAUUCCGAACAAAUUGAUAGGCUAAUGCUUUCAGCCAAUAUAAAACCUGUUAAUAAUCAAAUUGAAGUGUCGCUGAAUUUAAAUCAAAAACACUUGAUCGAGGUUUGUAAGAAAUAUGGAAUAACAGUUACGGGAUUUUCGCCACUUGGCCGACCGGAGAAUUCUCGUAUUAAUAAUUUAUGGGAUAGGCCGGAAAUUAAAGUACUUUGUGAAAAAUACAAGAAAACUCCAGCAAAUAUCGCAUGUAGAUUUAUCUUUCAAAUGGAUGUAACGCCAAUUCCAAAAUCAGUGACAAAAUCGCGAAUUAAGGAAAAUUUGGAUAUAUUCGAUUUCAGUUUAUCGGACAAGGAAGUUAAAAUUAUCGAAGGAAUGGAAACGAAUACGCGGGUAGCACUUCUCGCAGAUGCUAAGGAAGCAAAAUACUAUCCGUUUUAGAAUUUGAGUCUAUGAUAAUAUUUAUGAGCAUACACAUAUUAUAUAAAUAAAUUUUAAAAGAAA